AUGUCCACCACCGAAACCCGCAUCCGCUCCGCAACUCUCUCCCGCGACACAAACGAAACCAAAAUCCAAUUAGCCAUAAACCUCGACGGCGGCGCCCUCCCAGAAAUCACCAAUAGCCCAAACGGCACUUCAGACCCCUCCUCCCACGCAACACAAGCCUCAAAAUCCCAAUCAAUAUCCGUGCACACAGGCAUAGGCUUCCUGGACCACAUGCUGCACGCAUUGGCGAAACACUCGGGCUGGUCACUCUACAUCCACACAAUCGGCGACCUCCACAUCGACGACCACCACACCGCAGAAGACACCUGCAUCGCGCUAGGUCAAGCCUUCAAAUCCGCCCUAAAAACCACAACAGGGCUUGCAAGAUUUGGUUACGCCUACGCGCCAUUAGACGAAGCCUUAUCCCGAGCGGUAGUAGAUUUGUCUAACAGUGUGAUAGAUCUGGGAACGAAGAGGGAGAAGAUUGGGGAUUUGAGUUGUGAGAUGUUGCCGCAUUGUUUAGAGAGCUUUGCUUUGCAUGCGGGCAUCACGAUGCAUGUGGAUUGUUUGAGGGGGUUGAUCCGACGCACUCUGGUUGCGGGGAGGGAAGGGGAGGUGCCCAGUACGAAGGGUGUGUUGUUUUGA
This is a messenger RNA of Pseudocercospora fijiensis CIRAD86, 624 nucleotides long. RefSeq lists its product as uncharacterized. The transcript is spliced from 3 exons. Gene Ontology annotation, biological process: L-histidine biosynthetic process. Bases 1 to 624 code for a protein of 207 amino acids. The record is from RefSeq and is a predicted model, not a curated record. Lineage: Eukaryota; Fungi; Ascomycota; Dothideomycetes; Mycosphaerellales; Mycosphaerellaceae. Gene Ontology annotation, molecular function: imidazoleglycerol-phosphate dehydratase activity.